AUAAAAAGAUCCCUAGGGUUUUACAGCACCAUGAGAUCAUCACGGCGGCUGCAGAAUAAGCGACCGAAGACCUCAAUCAAUGACGACGACGGCAGCGAGCCGAUCCCAAUGGAUCUCCUUAUCGAGAUAUUCCUCAAGUUGCCGGUGAAAUCUAUAACGACAUGUCGUCACGUAUGCAAGUACUGGGCCUACGUACUUGGCCAUCCGGAUUUCACAGAGUUGUUCUUGACCAAAUCUUUUGCUCGUCCGCAGAUCUUGUUAGCGUGCAGAGGAAAGAACGACAAGGAUGGGUUCGUCUUCUUCUUCCCAAAUCAGCCUCAAAACCCUGAUCGCAACUCGUCUCCUAUAAAAGCUUAUCCUCUUACACAUGUCCCCGGAGCAUGUGACGUCAGUCGUCCUGUCCACGGCAUGGUCUUGCUUAGAGGCAAGGGAGUCUUAAAGGGAAGUAAAACACGAGUGGAUGUGUCCGUUAUAUAUAACCCUAGCACAGGAGAUUUUCUAACGUUACCUAAGACCAAGACGACAAAGAAGACAAGGAAUAUGUCUUUUAUGUGGCAGAGCUAUUUAGGGUAUGAUCCGAUUACGAAACAAUACAAGGUCUUGUCCAUGGCAUAUAAGAAACGUGUUUAUACAUAUGAGCAGAAACUUGAGGAAUGUGUGGAGUCUCAAGUUCUAACACUAGGAACCGGAAAGCUAUCAUGGCAUGUUGUCGAAUGUUGCAUAACCCAAUUUCCCCCAAAAGCUCAUAGUGAGAUAUGCAUCAAUGGUGUUUUGUUUUAUCGAGCUGAGGUUAAAGACUCUUCCGGGGUUACCAUGAGAGUUGUUUCUUUCGAUUUUAGGUCUGAGGAAUUCAAUGUUAUGAAGUUCACGGAAAGUUUUACUCUGGCUGAUUCAACAGCCUUGGUCAACUAUAAUGGGAAAUUAGGUGUGUUGAUAACAGACGACUAUGGGCCGCAUGGGCGUUUUUUUACGAAUAGAAGUACAAAUUUUGAGUUGUGGGUUCUUAAAGACGUCGUGAAACAUGAAUGGUCGAAGCAUAUAUAUGUACUGCCUCCUUUGUGGAAGGAUGCAGUUAAUGGUGAGUACUUAUGUUUUGCUGGAAUUAUAGGUACAGACGAAAUUGUGUUGUUGUCUCCCAGUAUGCCUUACGUUGUCUACUACAAUAUCAAGAGAAAGACGAUCAUAAAAGUUAAAAUCCAAGGAAUUGUAACAGAGUUUCACAUCUUUCUAAACCACAUAGAGAACGUGAAGCUUAUUCGAGCAUAGCUAGUUCCGCUCAUUGACUCUUCUUAAGUUUUCAUCAUAAUUAAGGACUUGGAUUUAACUUAGUCAUCGCGCCAUUGUGUUUUUUGCACGAUGGAUUGUUUUUGUUUGGUUUUAUGUGUCCGAAAAUAUAAUAUAUAUCCCUUGAAGGUUUUCUAA
Molecule: messenger RNA, 1422 nt
Organism: Capsella rubella
Lineage: Eukaryota; Viridiplantae; Streptophyta; Magnoliopsida; Brassicales; Brassicaceae
Product: putative F-box protein At3g23960
Exons: 1
Coding region: 31-1266 (411 amino acids)
Molecular function (GO): protein binding
Source: RefSeq, a predicted model, not a curated record